Messenger RNA from Musa acuminata subsp. malaccensis (wild Malaysian banana), 1912 nucleotides. Lineage: Eukaryota; Viridiplantae; Streptophyta; Magnoliopsida; Zingiberales; Musaceae. The record is from RefSeq and is a predicted model, not a curated record.
UAAGGUACGCUCACGCAAAUCCGGAGUAGAAGUUGUCUCAGUCCACCGCGCUACAUUCUAUUCCAAGCAUUUCACAAUCUGCUUUUUCUUCGACUGCGACACUGCUGGGUGUGUCUGGGUGGAGAAAGAUUGGAUCUUGGAGUCUGAUCGAUGCGCGAAGAUGGUGAAGAAUUUGAUGGAGGACAAGAAGCUCGACUUCGACGCCCCGCUCCUCUCCGUCCGGCGACUCUCUGCUGAAGCGGCGGCAGCGGCGGCGGCGGCGGCUUCUUCUUCUUCUUCGGUUCCACCCGCUUAUGGGAGUGGAGAGAGCGGCAGGAAGCCACCGCCGCGUAGAUUCUCGCUCCCUUUCUACAGGUCGGAGUUGAAGUCCGGCCCUGUGUGCAACCCCGGCGUCGUCCCCUUCGUCUGGGAGCAGACGCCCGGCCAGCCGAAGAGUGGUGGCGGCAGGCAACCGACGGUCAAGGAGCUGCAUUCUUCACGGGAAGCCACGGCGCCGCCCGCGAAGCUCGGCAGUAGUAUCGGGAUUCAUAAAUCCGCCGCCUUCAAUCCCAGUGAAGGCGCCGCAGCAUCCCCUGAAGCGGCCAAGGAGGAGGACUUGAAGGCGGACAAUAGGUCACAGCAGCAGCCGACUCAGGCGCCCAACAACACAAACAACAACGACGACGAUGACGACGACGGCGACGUAUUCACGGACGCGCCGGACGCGCUGUCGAGGACGGAAUCCUUCCUCAUGAACUGCAGCGUGAGCGGCCUCAGUAGUUUCCGCGAACACGUCAAGCCUUCGACCCACGCCUCGAGAGAGCCGCAGGUGCAGGACUUCAUGAUGGCAAGGUUCUUGCCCGCCGCCCAGGCGCUGGCGUCGGGCUCGCCGCAGUACACCUUCAGGAAAGCGGCUACUCCAGCCCGAGAGCCAACGAGGGCGACCGACAGGCUUGUGAGCGAGAAUCUAAGAAGGUCUCCUCUCCUCCACCAUCGAAGGCCGUCGCAUAGCACUGACGACGACGGUGAAGAAGACGAUGAUGACUACGACAACCAUGGCCGAACGCCUUCGGGAGCUUGCGGGUUGCUUCCAAAGUUCUCUCUGAAGAGCUCAUUUUGCCUCUUCAAUCCGUUCCCCGGGAUGAAGCAUCGCGGCCGUCAUCUGCCUCCGCCGAGGAGAAGAGAAAUCCAUCGCCCACAGAUCAAAAACUCGAGUCAAGAAGAAGAUGAAGGCACCAAACUAACAAGCAAACCCAACCGUCGGGGCGAUUCGCCGACAGCCCAGCAUUCUAUCGGUGGAGCAGUUUCACCUUACAGGUACGAAGCUCCUCCAUCACCUUUCCGCGAAGGGAGAGGUUUUCUUGGAGUUCCCGGCAAAGAAAGCAACACUACCAACAUCGAAGAUGGAAGCCGGCUAGAUUUGAAGAAAACGCAUGCCGAUGUUGCUCACCAUCCUGAAGCAGAAGACUCGGACAUGAACAGUGUUAGUCCCCUGCAGUCUCCUCUGCCAUUACUGCCUCCUCAAUCACCAUCAGAGUCCUGGCUUCUCCACACCAUGCCUUCCGUCUCAUCCAAGAAGAAUCCAACUCCAUGGUCCUUUUUGGGGCUUGGCUUACAGCCUAGGAAACAAGCUCUCACUCAUCUGGAGCAGAAAACAAAUGCCGAACCUUCCAAGCCACAGCGUCGCCAUGCGCGCUUUGCAGAGUAGGUUUUUGUAAGGCCUGCAUCUCCAAAGUCUGAAAUAUGAGAUGCGAAUUCAUUCCUCGGCCUGUAGUUCUCUCUCUCUAACAGUUGCUUGGGGUCAUCCAAUGAAGAUGAUGCACUGGAGACAAGCAGACAUUGGAUUCAAUUGAGUUGCAGUGUAGCUGACUGCAUCAUUCCUCCAAGCAAGAUUGAAGGAAGAUGAUGCACUGAAGACGGGCAGAAUGUAUGG